AUGCACGGAAAUCAUGUAGGCAUGCAUCAUGGAAUGGGGAUGGGAAUGCAUGAUGGACAUAUGAUGAAAAUGUGGUUCCAUGGCGGAUGUGAUGAAGUGAUACUAUUUGAUUUCUGGCGAAUAGGUUCCAUAUCGGAUGAUCGUCUCACAACUGCAUGCUCACUGGACGAUGUUGAACUUAUUUGUAAUCAACUUUUUCUCAACUCACUGGCACAUCGUUUUGCAGCUAUCGCUGUGAUCCUUGGUGCAGGAUUUGGACAUUGGCUCUUCGCCGUUCUGAAAUUUCGAGAUCUCGCCGGUGAAACGGCUGAUUCAUUUGCAACUGAUGCCUGUCAUUGA
This is a messenger RNA of Strongylus vulgaris, 339 nucleotides long. Lineage: Eukaryota; Metazoa; Nematoda; Chromadorea; Rhabditida; Strongylidae. The record is from the annotation of a GenBank genome assembly.